Juglans microcarpa x Juglans regia is the source of this 962-nucleotide messenger RNA. RefSeq names its product ras-related protein RABF1. The transcript is spliced from 8 exons. Lineage: Eukaryota; Viridiplantae; Streptophyta; Magnoliopsida; Fagales; Juglandaceae. Gene Ontology annotation, molecular function: GTP binding; GTPase activity. The record is from RefSeq and is a predicted model, not a curated record. Bases 119 to 721 code for a protein of 200 amino acids.
AGAUGGGCUCCACAGAGUGUCAAGUUCACCGGCCAUUAACGACCUUGAUUCCACCCAUAAGCCAUUUUUGCAGUCUUUCGCUCUCUCCUCUGAACCAUACUUACUGUCUCUGCUCGCCAUGGGUUGCUCUUCCUCUAUCCCAGAUAGGAAUUCUGGGCGGUUGUCCGGCCCGAAUUUGGAGAAUGGCGGAGUGGCCGACCCAAAAAAUCUUCGCGUAAAGCUGGUGUUGUUAGGUGACUCUGGAGUUGGCAAAAGCUGUAUUGUUCUUCGCUUUGUUCGUGGUCAGUUUGACCCAACAUCCAAGGUUACUGUUGGAGCUUCAUUCUUAUCACAGACAAUAGCUUUGCAAGAUUCCACAACAGUUAAGUUCGAAAUAUGGGACACUGCAGGACAGGAGAGAUAUGCAGCAUUGGCACCACUUUACUAUCGAGGUGCUGCAGUUGCAGUUGUUGUGUAUGAUAUAACAAGCCCAGAAUCAUUUGCCAAAGCACAAUAUUGGGUUAAGGAGCUACAAAAACAUGGAAGUCCUGAUAUAGUCAUGGCCUUAGUUGGUAACAAAGCUGAUCUUCAAGAGAAGCGGGAAGUGCCGGUUCAGGAUGGCAUUGACUAUGCGGAGAAGAGUGGAAUGUAUUUUAUCGAGACAUCUGCAAAGACUGCAGAUAAUAUAAAUCAGCUAUUUGAGGAAAUUGCCAAGCGGCUACCCCGCCCGCCCUCUUCAUGAAUGCAGGACCUUGAAAGUUAGAACCGAAUCAACUAAAGAAUGGGUCAAGUUGUUGGGAGCCCUUUAUCUGCCUGUAAUAUUACCCAGCUUGUGUAUAUUGUGAUCUUUAUAUGUCAUACUUUGGAAUUUUAUAUGCUGUGGUUCGAACUCAGACCUUUCAAUUGGAGCUGUAAGAUUCAGAAUCACACUUGUCAAAACGGCUUGAAUUCAAAAUUGAACUGAACACGGCUAUUGGAAGGAA